AUCACCACACGGCCUUCACACGACUUUUAAUUUCCUUUUGCCAACUGCAACAACGUACAACCCCGCCUCUCGGCGUCCGUCGGCCGCUGGCUGCACCCUCCGCGCUGCCGUUGCCAUCGAGUAGUGCCAGCAGCGCUAGCUCCACGUCCCUCUCCGAGGCUUUUAAUUUGCUUUCCCUCCCUCCCUCCCUCCUCCAUCAACUGUACCCGUCUCCGUCCAACUCCCCCGGCCAUCCAUCCAGAUUCCAGAGCUAGUAUAGAGAAAUCAGAAAUGGACUACCCCUCAGGGCCCGUUGGCUCCCCACGGAGAUAUCCACAACCGAACAAGCCAGUAUCGCACAACUUCCCGCCGGCGCCAUCGGCGACCUCGAGCGUCCCGAUGGUGGUGAUCGUGACCGUGGUGGGCAUCCUCUCGGCGUUCGUGCUGCUCGCGAGCUACUGCGCGUUCGUCACCAAGUGCCAGCUGCUCCGCCUGGUCCUUUCCCGGGUCGGCGCCAGGCACGGCGCCGGCGAGCCGCCGUCGUCGUCAGUGAUCGUCCGCGACGGCGUGGCCAGCGAGGAGGAGCAGCGGCAGCAAAUGGGCCUCGGGCUGCCGCUCAUCCGCAUGCUCCCCGUCGUCAAGUUCACGGCCGACGCACGAGGGAGGAAGCUAUCGGUGUCUUCGGAGUGCGGCGUGUGCCUGAGCGAGUUCGAGGAGAUGGAGCGGGUGCGGCUGCUGCCGGCAUGCUCCCACGCGUUCCACAUCGACUGCAUCGACACGUGGCUGCAGGGCAGCGCCCGCUGCCCCUUCUGCCGCGCGGACGUCACCGUGCCGCCAUUGCCGGUGCCGGUGCCGGCCGGACGACACGGCCGGGACGACGACGGUCAGCAGCUCGGCGAGAGGGACAGCGUCGUGGUGGAGGUGAGAUCAGGGGAGCAGGAGAGCCGGGGGCGUAAGAGCAAGAAGAAGGAGAGCGUGGGCGACGAGGCGGUGGACACGAGGAGCUGGAAGAAGGAGGAGGAGGAGGAGGAGUUCGCGGUGCAGCCGGCCGUGCGGAGGUCGCUGUCCAUGAACUCCGCCACCUGCGGCGACAGGCUCUGCGUGUCCGUCGUCCGGGAAUUCCUCGCGGCGCAGAGGCAAGUGUGCGAUCAAUAGUACAUUUCAUAGUAUCUUCGAUCGAAUCGACACGUAUCCCCGGAUCAACCGUACGGGAUACGUACGGCCGGUGCUGUAAGAGAGAUGGAUAGGGUAGAGAGAGGAGAGGCAAUGGCAUGGCUCUCGGUCUGUAAUUGUUUUUUAGACACUAAUACUGUUGGGUAAGUACGCAUCCGGGCGCAGGAGCAGCCAUCAGUGCGUUGCACGUC
Brachypodium distachyon (stiff brome) is the source of this 1343-nucleotide messenger RNA. Its product is annotated as RING-H2 finger protein ATL16. Gene Ontology annotation, molecular function: transferase activity. Lineage: Eukaryota; Viridiplantae; Streptophyta; Magnoliopsida; Poales; Poaceae. The transcript has a single exon. Bases 271 to 1134 code for a protein of 287 amino acids. Gene Ontology annotation, biological process: protein ubiquitination. The record is from RefSeq and is a predicted model, not a curated record.